AUGGUCCUCGAAAAGCCUGAUAAUAAGCAUGUUUCAAAGGUCUUUUCGUUAACGGGGAAAGUGGCCGCCAUUACAGGCGGCGCUCGAGGCAUUGGCCUUGAGAUAUCUCGUGGCCUCGCCGAAGCAGGCGCAGACAUCGCCAUUAUCUACAGCUCGACCAGCUACGAUGCCGCUGGAAUCACGGCCUCAAUCGCCUCCGAGAACAACAUCAGAGCCGAGUGCUACCGCUCCGAUGUCACCGACGCCGCCGGCAUCGAGAAGACACUGCAGCAAAUCGAGCUCGAUUUCGGCCAUCUCGACAUCGUCGUGGCCAAUGCUGGAAUCGCAUCUUACUCCGCUGCUGAGGAUUACACACCAGCUCAGUUUUCUGAAGUCAUGAGCGUGAACCUCGAUGGCGCGUUCUACACAGCGCAGGCUGCCGCCCGAAUUUUCAAGAAGCAGGGAAGGGGUAAUAUCAUUUUCACAGCGAGCGUGAGCGCGAUUUUAGUCAACAUUCCGCAGAAACAGGCGGCGUAUAAUGCUUCGAAGGCUGCUCUUGUGCACCUUGCAAAAUCACUAGCUGUGGAAUGGGUUGAUUUUGCCCGGGUUAAUUGCGUAUCGCCUGGGUUCAUCGCCACGGAUAUGUUGGCGACGCAUCCGGAAGAGUGGAGGCAGAAGUGGUUUACUUUGAUUCCUGCACAGCGGCUUUGUGAUCCUUAUGAGUUGAAAGGGGCAUACGUUUUCUGUGCUUCAGAUGCAUCAAGCUAUAUGACAGGAGCAAACCUCGUCAUUGAUGGAGGUUAUACCUUGCCUUAA
This is a messenger RNA of Venustampulla echinocandica, 795 nucleotides long. Its product is annotated as Oxidoreductase. Gene Ontology annotation, molecular function: oxidoreductase activity, acting on NAD(P)H, oxygen as acceptor. Gene Ontology annotation, cellular component: intracellular anatomical structure. The transcript is spliced from 6 exons. The coding region runs from base 1 to 795 and encodes 264 amino acids. Lineage: Eukaryota; Fungi; Ascomycota; Leotiomycetes; Helotiales; Pleuroascaceae. The record is from RefSeq and is a predicted model, not a curated record.